Molecule: messenger RNA, 2500 nt
Organism: Chelonoidis abingdonii (Abingdon island giant tortoise)
Lineage: Eukaryota; Metazoa; Chordata; Testudines; Testudinidae
Gene: CBLN2
Product: cerebellin 2 precursor
Biological process (GO): maintenance of synapse structure
Cellular component (GO): synapse
Molecular function (GO): protein binding
Source: RefSeq, a predicted model, not a curated record
AUGGUUUAUUUUCUGUUGGCAGCUAGUGGCACAUUUUGUUAUGAGUUAAUACAAGGGAAACAUUUUGGAGUUAUUGGUCGAGAACUCUUACAACUUGAAGACUGUAUGAUUCAACAGAUAAGAGGCGAGUCCUGCUUCCUUUUCUUUCUGCCAGCACCAUCUCAGCUCAUUUUCUCUAAGCAAUUCAACUUCACGGACAGCUACAUAGCCAGCCCUACGCUCCCAUCAUGGAUCUACCAGGCUGUGUGCCGCCCGCCCUGUGAGGACGCCUCAUUGCCCUGCCCGGAGGAGGAGGACUCGGAUCUAGUCCCAAGCCAGCAGCCAAGGAGAGAGCGCAGGGGAGGAACUAGGCGCAGCCUCCCCUCCCUACCCCCUUGCGCCCUGAUGCCGACGCCGAGCGGGAGCGGCUGCUGGCCCCUGCCGAAGAUGCCGGGGCUAGGGCGGCGGGGGGCCCUGCCGGAGCCCGCGGGCUGCUGCUCCUGCCUGGCGGCGGCGCUGGCCCUGCUGCUGCUCUUGCUGCUGCCGGCCGGCUGCCCGGUGCGUGCGCAGAACGACACAGAGCCCAUCGUGCUGGAGGGCAAGUGCCUGGUGGUUUGCGACUCCAGCCCGUCAGCGGACGGGGCCAUCACCUCCUCUUUGGGGAUCUCGGUGCGCUCGGGCAGCGCCAAGGUGGCCUUCUCGGCCACCAGGAGCACCAACCACGAGCCGUCGGAGAUGAGCAACCGCACCAUGACCAUCUACUUCGACCAGGUAUUAGUUAAUAUUGGCAACCAUUUUGAUCUUGCAUCCAGUAUAUUUGUAGCACCAAGAAAAGGGAUUUAUAGUUUCAGUUUCCACGUGGUCAAGGUCUAUAACAGACAAACUAUCCAGGUAAGUUUAAUGCAAAAUGGCUACCCAGUGAUUUCAGCUUUUGCAGGGGAUCAGGAUGUCACCAGAGAAGCAGCCAGCAAUGGGGUCUUGCUCCACAUGGAGAGAGAAGACAAAGUGCAUCUCAAACUGGAAAGGGGUAACCUCAUGGGAGGGUGGAAAUACUCAACCUUUUCUGGCUUCUUAGUCUUUCCACUAUAAAGGAAGACCAAAUAGGAGUCAGAUUCUUGAGCUAGAACAAGGAUUGAGUCGUUAAUGACACCCUGAACUUGGGAGAACAUGAUAAUAUUUCCAACCACGCAGUCAGACUGUCAUGGUAGAAGAAUGAUAACCUUCUAAACUCCAAUAUUUGCUUUGAAUAUUGACAAUUCCUCCGGAAACCUGCGCCUCUAAUUAGUUUUAGACGACAGUGAUCUUUAGGAAAAAUGAAAUUAUCGACCUGAGCAAUUUGUACCUGUGAUUGUAAAGUCAAUUUUGGAUUUUAUUGUUGGGAUCAUUGACUUUUUUUCUUUCUUUCUGUUGUUGUUGUUGUCCUGAUGAGACAAGUAACUUGGACCACACAAUCACUUGUCAAAGGCUCACUCCAGACCCAGAAGAAUUCACCACCUGAUGAAGUGUUCUUUCAAUGAUUUUUUCUUUGUGUUGUAUAGCUUUAAGAAAAAAAAAAAAAAAAAGAGAAAAAAUGGCUUCAGUCUCAGUUGUGUAUUUUCUUGGGGAGGGGGAAUUCUGGACAUUAUUAUGUCAAGAAGUGCUUUAUCCAGUGAAGCAAACUUUGCACGAUUGGAACUUAUUUUGUUUUAUGUUUAUAUUUUUCAUCGACAACUUAUUUUUGUUUUCUGAUUUUUUGUGCUAAAAAUUGUAAGCUAGAUUGAUCAAUAAGACUAAACAAAGCACAUAUAUGCUUUGUAGCUCCAAAUAAAAUUAACCAAUGAACAAUUCUAUCUGCACUUUUCAAAUGAUCUUUACAGAUGCAUUUAGAGAAGGAGCUAUGUGAUCCUUUGACUUAUCACCUCAAAUCCUUAAAGAAACUGACAUUUCUGAAUUAUCCUGACAUUUCUAGAAGAAACAGUAGAGGCUUUGAAUAUCUUAUCUGACCAUACCCUAAAAUAUAUCAUUUAUUUGCAUUAUGGAGUGUAUUUUGGUGUUUUUAUCUGAUAUGUAGUUAUUAUAUGUGUUCAUUAAUGCUUGAAUACAGUUUAUGGGAACACUGAAAGAUGACAGAUCAAACUCCUUCCUCUCUAAGUUAAAUAAAAGAAGAUCCCUGUUUUCCCCCACCAGGGUCAGGUAUAUCACCAGUUACCACUAGCAUUUUUGAAAGCAUAUGGUAGUAGGAUGUCAGAGACCUGAGGCUGUGAAACUGGUUGAAGGUUUAUGUAUCAUCAGUGAAUGCACCACAAAUUAUACAAUUUUUUAAUUUAUUUAUUGUCUGUAUAUGCUUCUCCUCUUAGCACACAGGGUCCAAAGAAAUCUGGGUGCAGACUCCGUCCAGUACUGUAGGCCAGGAAAAGUCAUUGAUUCCAAAUGAUAAAAGACGAAACUCAAAUUCAUCCUUUUCCCGUCAAUGUAACCAAAAUGCUGAAUAACUUAAGAUUCAGAAUAAAUGGGUUUGAUGUCCAUCUUGCUUUUUUCACUU